CUUCAGUGUAGUGACGCAAACGUUUUACGCACUGUCCACUCAUCAUUAUUCACGACCCAGACACAGGAUAAACCAGCAGUCCAUAUUUGUCCUUGAGGAAAGAUGAGUCUAAACGAUCCGUCAACGAUCACGGGCUUGUGUUUGGUUUUACUGGGCUUCCACUCCUGGACCACAGGAAUUGCUGGAGAAUGCCAUUGUAGCACCCCAGAGGCAUGUACCGUGUUUCCCUCCUCCCCCUGUAGCCUGCCCGGGGGUGAGGACCGAUGUCAAGAGGGAUGGUUUGGUCAAUACUGCCAGAAACGAAAUGUGGCGUUGAGGAAGCCUACCACACAGAGUUCUGUGUGGUUCGAACAAGAAGAAACAGCUCAGCCUCUGAAUCUCACAUCAUCCUAUGCGGUUGAUGGAAUAGUUUCAACUCUGUUCAUCGACAGUCCGUGUUCUCAUACUGACAGGGGCGACAGGAGGCCAUACUGGAAAGUGUUUCUCGGUGCCAGCACCAACCAGACGCUCCUUCACAUGCGAUUGUAUCUCCGGGAGAUUUGGAGAGGACGCAAUAACGGCAUGAAGAUAUUCGUCGGCGACCAGAUCUGCUACAGCUGGCCGGCAACUAGAGAACCUCCCCCAAUAGCGAAUGUGACAUGUCGACGUCCACUGACUGGAAACACCGUCACUAUUCGUACACCACGGGAGUAUCUCACCCUAUGUGAGGUGGAGAUAUUUGUUUGCAGUGAUGGUUGGUUUGGGGACAAUUGCGACAAACAGUGCCAUUGUGCAGACGUGUGUGACAAGAUCACAGGUCGCUGCCCGAGUACGUGUGAUUCCGGAUUCUCUGGUUCCACCUGCCAGACACCAUGCGAUGACGGUCUCUUUGGCAACCAAUGUCAAUAUAAGUGCGGCCAGUGCAAGUCCAACCUUCCCUGCAACAAAGUCAGUGCGAUCUGUGAAGACGGAUGCAACCCUGGAUUUGAGGAGCCAUAUUGUGUUGAUGAAUGUGUGGACGGAAUGUAUGGAUCCAACUGCACAUCACGAUGUGGUCACUGCAAAGAUUACCAGUUCUGUAACAAACUCAACGGAGUUUGCGCUGAGGGGUGUGUCAAUAAUUACAAGGCACCCCUCUGCCAAGUAGAGGUUGAACGUUGUGAUAACGCAAGUAAUCUGGCCUCUCAGCGUACUGCAUUGGGAGCAGCGUUAGGAGUGGCCGUACUGAUAAUUGUUCUGGCUGGAUCCCUGUACAUCGUACGGUUGAAGAUGUACAAGAAAGCUUUAGAACUGGAACGUGGCACCAUGUCCUCGACACCUAUCUGGAUCAGGGAGCAGUAGAAUAACAUGAAGAUGUGAUUUGAUCAUGAAUCCAACACGUUUCAUCAUCCGAAAACUUAAAACUAAACGUUUGCAUUUGAUACCCUUGACAAUGUCGAUUUAACCUAGUUUUCAUUAGAUUGUUGUAUUGUAAAAUAGUAUAUUGAUGCGGUCUGUUUUUAUAUAUUGAUCUACUAGUACAAGUGUAGAUGACUUGCCGAUCUACAGUAUAUGUUCCAUAACGCUUUGUCGUACUUGGCGUUUAAGGGAAUUCAUACCAAACUGACUGCUGCUCUACCUACACUAUAGAUGAAACAUGAGGGGUGAUAUAUAUUACUAUAAGCGACCCUUUUGUUAAUCUAAGUUAACAGGAAACAUCGUUGCAUAAUUACAAAUAUGCCAUUCAGAUUCCCCGUCUUCAAGAUUACGAUAAUUACAUAUAUGACAUUCAGAUCUGAAAUUUACGUUAGAAUGUGACUUGAUCAUAUGUUCUUACAAUCAUUCAUACUUUGAGCAUAACCCGAUAAGGAUGAUUAUGACAUGGACAUCGCUGACAAGAGAAUUAGUACUGCUGUUUGCCGGAGUUCCCCAUUCUCCAAGAUUGCAUGUUUUCACGAGUUUAAUUUACAUGUAUUUGUCUUCACGUUCAAUAAAGCAGCUGACA
Haliotis rubra (blacklip abalone) is the source of this 1963-nucleotide messenger RNA. RefSeq lists its product as uncharacterized. The record is from RefSeq and is a predicted model, not a curated record. Bases 103 to 1320 code for a protein of 405 amino acids. The transcript has 10 exons. Lineage: Eukaryota; Metazoa; Mollusca; Gastropoda; Lepetellida; Haliotidae.